AUGGCUGACCCUCUCUCUAUUGCUGCUAGUAUCGCUGGCGUCGUCCAACUUUCCGGAACAGUCUUCAAACUCAUUACCAAGUUCGUCAGGGAUGCCAAGGAUGGUCCAUCAAAAGUUCGGGAUCUUGAGGUCCAGACAAGGAAUCUGGCCGGCAUCCUCGAGAAUCUUAAGCUACUCGCCUCUUCGCUGGACGACGAGAACUCGAAAUGCGCUCUAAAGGCGCAACAUCUCAACUCGUGUCGCCACACACUGCUUACGAUUGAGAGAAAGCUCCAAAAAGCGAAAGAUGACUUUGAGAGUGAAAAACCCCUCAAAGUUAUCUCACGACGCCUGAAAUGGCCUUUUGCAUUGUCCGAAACCGAGGAACUGUCGGCAGAGCUUCUCAGUCACUGCUCGACCAUACAGCUUGCGCUUUCUGCAGACAGUAUGGAUGCUUUAUUGAAGUGCCUUUCAAAGCAGGGUGAGCUGAACAAGAUGGUUGAAAGGAAACUGAACAUCGAUAUGCGGGUGCAAUUGAAUCAGAAACGCAAAGAGGUCAUUGACUUCUUCUUGCGCGUGAACCCACAAGACAACUUUCAGAUGAGUCUCGAGCUGCGUCAUCCGAUGACGGGGCUAUGGCUCACUGAGAGUGAUCCCAAUUUCCAGCGUUGGAAGGAGGCUGGGAACGCGAAGCUUUGGCUCAGUGGCAUCCCCGGAGGUGGAAAAACUGUACUCUGUGGCUCGGUCAUCGAGAUAGUUCUGCAAGAAACCGACAGCUGCACAGCCGUGUGCUAUGCCUUUUGCGACUACAAAGAUGCCAAGACACACCAGUCUGAUAAUAUUCUUGCUGCUCUAGCCGUCCAGCUUGGGCAGCAGAAAAAGGAGGCCUUUAAUCUCCUCGAGGAGUACUUUGAUGAGCUAAAUCCCCAAGAUCAGCUCCCAAAGCAACCAAGAAGAGAGCAACUCCUCAUCCUUCUCAAGGAUAUGGCCUGUAUGUUUGACAAAGUCUAUCUUGUGAUAGAUGGACUGGAUGAAUGCGGUGACAACAUCGUCGGCAUGACUCAAAGCUUAAAGUCACUGGCGGACAGCUCGCAAACCAUCAGUGCUGCAUUCUUCAGUCGCAAAGAGGAAGACAUUCGAGAGGAAUUGGAGGAUGACUAUGACCAGAUUGAGAUUGAAGCUCAUACUGAAGACUUGGAGGCCUACACUUUGGCUCAGAUCAGCCAAAGAAAGUCCCUCAAGAAGCUCGAGGUCGCAAAUCCGAGUUUGCAUGAGGAGAUUUUCCGCACCCUUGUUCAGGGCUCUCGCGGCAUGUUUCGCUGGGUGGCUUGUCAAAUUGAUCAUAUCAGUGACCUGCCCACCAAUAAGGCUCGGAGAAACGCCUUAAAGGAACUCCCUCCGACCCUGUUCGGCACAUAUGACAGGGUCCUGGAUAAAGUCAGGAAAUCUGCUCCUGAAACCCAGGAGUUUGUCCGCAAGGCUCUUCAUUGGGUCAGUCUUGGGCAUCACUGGAUAAGCAUCCCUGAAUUGUGUGAGGCAAUAUCUAUCGACGAUGAACUCGACGAAAUCGACGAGGACGACAGAAUCGAUGAUAUCGAAAUCUCCCGCCGCUGUGGCUGCCUUCUUCGCAAGUCGGUGGACGGGAGGUACUUUGAGCUUUCUCACUUCACCGUCAUGGAGUAUCUUCGCGGUAGCAACUCCGUUGGCGAAUUCCACUAUUCCGAGAUAGAGGCUUUCCGGUCAUUAGCGAAGACGGCUUUGAGGUUUCUGAUGUUUCCCAGCUUUGAUCGAAAACCGACGACUCUCGCGAAGAUGGAACUUGCACAAAGAUUAGAACGAAACCAGUCCCAUCCCUUCUACCCUUUUGCGGCCCUUCUUCUCGAUCGAGAAUACGUCCCCUCAGCCCUUUUCGUGACUUGGAGGUUGGCGUUUGGAGAAGAGCCGGUGCUGUUCUGGUGCAAACAACUGUUCAAUCCGACCAAACCGGGUUCUUUCAUGGCUUGGUGCCUGGAGUUAGCGACCCGGCCUUUCGACAAACCAAGAUACGUACUCAGGCCCGCAGAUCGUGACCCAGCUAUCGCCGAUGAGGAGUUUGGUAGGAUUUUAGGCGAUGUUCUGAAUCCUGCUACCACUCCACUGCACAUGGUCGUAAAACUGGCCAUUCCGAAGAUUUGCGAGUUUCUACUCCAAAAAGAUGUUGACGUCAAUUUGAUCAGCCCUUUUGGAGUCCCAUUGCACACCGUGUCAUAUUUCCUAUAUAGGUCUUCCAGCAAUUAUGAUCAAGAUCACACCGAAAUCUUGUCAAUGCUACUGGACCAUGGUGCAGAUACCUCUAUUCGCUUUCGGUACGAACCCUACUUGUAUAAGGGAAAUUACACCGGGAAAAGCGUCCUCGCUCUGACGUUGAGCGGCCCGAUGCAUGGAAAGAGUUUGGCCCUCGCCCGCGCGUCAACUGCAGUCCUAGAGGAUGCCGUAAAGGAAUUUUCUGAAUAUCUAGGGCCUGGACCCAGACCCCCCUUGAGCAUCGACUUUCUGCAAGCCGUUUUGAAAAUAUCCACCGGUAGAGAUGCUCCUUCUCAGUGGCGACCCUUGGCAUCGCCUGCGUUGAUCAUGGCAAAAAAGCAACGCUUGUCAAUACCCGAUGCGCCCGAUAAUGUUCUUUACGACCAAUUAAGUGACGACGAUUUCAUUGAGGCCAUGAGGAUUGCGAUCAUGCAUGGCCUAGUGGAAGAUCUAUCCGCACUGAUUGCAAACAACCGUUUCCUCGCUGUUCUCCCACAACGAGAGCCUAGUAUUCGCAGGUUGUUGCGACUUGUGGCGGAGAGUAACGCUACCCAUGGUGGAAAAAUCAUGGGUCUUCUCCUUGAUUCAGGACUAGACUCUGAUAUUCUCAACUCAGAGACCCAAAACUGCUUUUACAUCAGUUGCAAGUCAGCCAACGCCGAAGUCGCUCAGCUCCUGCUCACUAGAGGAGUUGAUGUUUACGGCCGAAACCUCGAAGGCGAAACAGCUUGGCACAUUUCUGCCUCGACAGCUGCCGCCGAUCUCUCUCGUUUAAACAACCCAAAGCCAUCCGAUCCCAACCUCAUCGACCUAGUACUUGGUGGAUCUAGCACAAACCAAAUACCGAUGGUCCAAGCCCUUUUUGAUAAGGGAGUCAGACUGAAGGCAGGGAGUGAGUCGCAGGCCACCGUCGACGCUGCGGGGAAAGAUAAAUGGGAUGUGGUCAAAUGGCUUGUCACCCUCGGCGGCAAUCCGUUUUUCCAAGACGAAGAGGGCUGGGCAGCCGUUCAUUUUGCUGUUAGAGGGCAGACUAUUGACAUGAUCAAGUGGCUGGAGGGGUCAACUUCAGCCAAGCCAUCCUGGGAAGCUACUUGUCGAUCAGUGUCAAUAGUGACUAAACAUGUUGAUGAUGGCUUGAGCUUGUUGCAUCUGGCGGCUACUAACGGCAAAGAUGACAUGAUCACAUAUUUUCUGGAUCAGGGACUUCUCAAAAACAUCAACAUUCCUACCAAAUCUGGAGAAACUCCACUUCAUUCCGCGGCAGGAAACGGCUGCCUUUCGACGUGUGAAUUACUUAUUAGCCGUGAAGCAAAACUCGACAUGCCAACCAAGGAUGGGAGCUUUCCAAUUAACUAUGCCCUCCGAGGGGGUCACAUGGGGGUAGCCGAAUGCUUACUCAAGGCUGGAUCCCCAUCGAUGGCUGAAUGGGCCGACGAGGCAAUCAUGAGUCUUACACCCGACCAAGAAGCACUCUGUCGAUCCGCCGAGUCUACCAAAAUCAGCAAGCGCAUGCGAGAUAUAUGGUUUGAGAAAGCGAUUCUUAGUGGGGACCUGGCAGCGUGCCAGAAUGCCAUCAACCACGGUUGUUCUCUCCACCAGCCUCUCCCUAGCUGUCACAACUGCACCCCGUUGUUUGCUGCAAUUCGUGCUGGCAAAGAAGAUGUGAUUGAGUGGCUGUUGACGAAAGGUGCCGGUCUAGCAGCUGUUUCCUGCUAUCACAACACGUAUUGUGACCUACCUCAACAUGUCAUGGAAAGUUUCAUCUCAACCGAUUGUAUGAGCAAAGUCCUCUCUGCUUCUCUUCAGCAGAGAAUCUUCUGGUACCCUGGGUCCAUUAGUCCAAUCUACAUUGCCGUUGAAGAAGACCAUGAAUUUGGUCUCGAGGCCAUACUCACCCACAUUCAAAGUAACAUAUCAGAUUACCGAACUUUGUUGGAGCCUCAUCUCAUGACUGAGUCCCGAUUAAUGUCCGACAGGGAGGUUUUGUCACUGUUGGUCAACCAAACCAAUAACCUCGAAGAUAAUGACACCGCACUUCAUAAAGCAGUUUACGAGGGCAAUCUCAGUGCGGUAGAGUUACUCAUCGACCAUGGAGCUAACGUAAACGCACAAAGUGAAGAUCAACCAACGCCACUGAUCAUUGCGUCUCGGUCAGAUGACGUUGAGAUCACACAAAAGCUACUUAAUUCUGGUGCUGUGGUUAAUUCCACGAAUUGCCAAGGCUAUACCGCAAUGGCGGAAGCUGUCAAAAGGGGCAACCUGGAUAUUGUGAAGCUCCUGGCCGCGGAAAGCUCAUCUAGCUUGGAUUAUAUUUCUCCUGCUGGGGAAAAUUUGGUAUCGCUUUCAACGCAAGCAGAGUCACCCCUGGAGACAUUCCAGUACCUCAUCUCUCUUGGAGUAAGCGUACUACACAAAGACCUAUUUGGCAGCUGCGGACUUCACAAAGCCAUGUGGGACCCUGAUCUCUUCGACUACAUCAUCAAAUCCGGGUUGUUAUCCCAGAUGCCAACCGGGCCUGUCAAUCCAUUUACUGUUGCAAUCGAAUGCGCUGUCUCACUGAAGCAAGUAUUCAAAUGUUUGCCACCAGUGAUCUCAAAAGGAUUCAUUGACCUGGGGACGCCGGGAUGGCUAAGCCCCCUUUGCGAGACAGCCUACCGAAACCUACCUCAGGCUGCGGCUCAAUUACUUGAUUUCCAAGCCGACAUCGAGCAUGAGGGCUCGCCAUUGGGUACACCUUUGAUGGUUGCCGCCGCGUUCGGUAAACUUGAUGUCGUCAAAUUGCUUGUUCGGAGAGGGGCCAAACUAGGGUACGUCGACAAGAACGAGACGUAUAGGAGCGCGUUCAUUUCCAGUCUUCUGCAUACGGAGGUUACCGCGUGGCUACUCGUUGGUCGCUUCCGAGACCAGCAGAAGCUAGCUGAUUGUCCAUUCUGGGAAAAUGCUACGGUCAAAACUUGGAGUGGUACAAGGGCAGCACAGAUCGAGCUGAAACCAUAUCAGCAGUUGCUUCGGGGAGAGUCGAUGUUGGAUUACGGCAAACGGAUUUUGUGGAUUAGGAAGAAUUUGGUAGGCCAGCGAGUUGUUGGGAAGUUGGUCUAA
Ilyonectria robusta is the source of this 5361-nucleotide messenger RNA. RefSeq lists its product as uncharacterized. The transcript is spliced from 5 exons. Gene Ontology annotation, molecular function: protein binding. Bases 1 to 5361 code for a protein of 1786 amino acids. NCBI's taxonomy places the organism in Eukaryota, Fungi, Ascomycota, Sordariomycetes, Hypocreales, Nectriaceae. The record is from RefSeq and is a predicted model, not a curated record.